Messenger RNA from Sapajus apella (tufted capuchin), 2309 nucleotides. It is a transcript of the gene RASSF6, whose product is annotated as Ras association domain family member 6. Bases 370 to 1383 code for a protein of 337 amino acids. NCBI's taxonomy places the organism in Eukaryota, Metazoa, Chordata, Mammalia, Primates, Cebidae. The transcript is spliced from 11 exons. The record is from RefSeq and is a predicted model, not a curated record. Gene Ontology annotation, biological process: signal transduction.
GCACUGAGGCACAGGGAGUGGCUCAGGUUUCUUACACUUCCCUGCUGUGGAGAAAAGGAGAAGUAAUUAACAGCUCCUUGGGCUCUAGGAUUGCUGACCGCGUAGGGGGCACUGCAGGCGCCCAGCUGAGCCAAGCUCUGGGAGGAGACAGGCGCCGCCCCUCCGCCCGCGCGGGCCUAGGACCUCCCCUACAGGUGAGUGACUCGUUAAUUCCCAGCACCAGCAGAGACAGGACACCGCUUUCCUUCAACCAGAGUUCCUGACCCAGCCGGCAACAAACCGCGGAGCAAGUUCAGCCCAACAACGAUGGUGAAAAGACUCUUCCUGCUCACAGUGUAAAUAACAGACCAUCUCAAAAAGAAAAGAAAGAUGACUAUGAUGGCUCACCAGUACCCCUCUUGGAUCUUCAUCAAUGAGAGGACAUUCAUCACCAGGGAACAACUUAAUUCUUUAUUGAAGACCUAUAACAUUUUUUAUAAGAACCAGAAAAAUCUGCAUAUUUUAUAUGGAGAGACUGAAGAUGGCAAACUAAUGGUGGAAGGAAUGCUGGACAUCUUCUGGGGAGUAAAACGACCUAUACAGCUAAAAAUACAAGAUGAGAAGCCAUUCUCUUCUUUUACCACGAUGAAGUUAUCAGAUGUCUUCUCCAGCAAAGGAAUGACACGCUGGGGGGAAUUUGAUGAUCUCUAUCGUAUUGGCGAGCUGGACAGGACCCAGAUUCCAAUGUCUGAAACAAGGAAUUUCCAGGAAGACUAUUUAUCUUAUGACAUCAGCACCCUGAAGCCACAUGCAGAGGAUGAACCAGACUCCCCAAUGCUCUAUAGAACCAUGAGUGAGGCAACCCUCGUGAGAAAAAGGAUGAAACCUCCGAUGAUGGACAGAAAAGAAAGACAGAAAAAUAGGGCCUCUAUUAACGGACACUUCUAUAACCAUGAAACAUCAAUUUUCAUUCCAGCCUUUGGAUCAGAAACUAAGGUCAGAGUAAACAGUAACAUGAGAACUGAAGAAGUAAUAAAGCAACUUCUCCAAAAAUUUAAGAUUGAAAACAGUCCCCAGGAUUUUGCUCUUCACCUUAUUUUUGCAACAGGAGAACAGAGACGACUAAAGAAGACAGAUAUUCCACUACUGCAGAGGCUCCUACAGGGACCCUCCGAAAAAAAUGCUCGCAUUUUCCUCAUGGAUAAAGAUGCAGAAGAAAUUAGCAGUGAUGUUGCUCAGUACAUUAAUUUUCACUUUACUCUCUUGGAAUCCAUUCUUCAAAGAUUAAAUGAAGAAGAGAAAAGAGAGAUUCAGAGAAUAGUAACAAAAUUCAAUAAAGAAAAGGCUAUUAUACAGAAAUGUCUUCAAAAUAAACGGGUAAUAAAAACAGAGACAACAGUUUAGCAGUACAGGCUGCUAUUGCUAAAACACUUCAAAAAACUCAGAGAGAUAUGACUAUUUGAUGAGUGCAUAAGUUCUGUACUUGCAUUUAUACGAAUAUAUAUGAGACUUUAAUCUGUAGAAAAUUGAAUGUCAAAAAAGCUUGUUUCUGUUUGAAGUGAUGAGGUUAACUAGGGUUCACAGUUGGACUAAAAUGAGCUUCAGUUUAGUUUCAGUAACUGAAAUAAGCUUGAAUAUUGUGCAUUCCAAAGAGUUUUUAUAGUAAAACUUGUGAUGAACUCAAAUUUAAAUUGUGUCUUAAGCAGUGAACUUCAGUUAGCUUGGACUCUGAAGAGAACUGAAGCACAAUCAAUGGAGUCAGAAAUGACUCAGGAAAAUAAAGCUGCCAGUUCUUGAAAUGAAAAAGAAAUGCAGUUUUACACCAUCAAGGAAUCUAUCUGAUGGUGACAGUGUUUCACAUCUUCUUGAAAACUCUGGCAUUUUCAUAAAAUCUAGGACUACAUUUACAUGCCCUGUUGAUUUCUGGCUAUCUGUAACAUCAGAGCUAUCUGGCCUUUGGAAAGGAAAAGAUUAUGGACUCUGUAAAGAAAUCCUAAUUGAAAAUUUCUAAGCCUCCCCUCAACCCUUUUUUUCUCUCUCUCUGCUCUACUGAUGAAAGAACUUUCAUCAGUUCUAAACUUUUCUUAAGCUCUUUUUUAAGUUAGUUGAAUUUUUCUUUAUUUUUCAAAAAAUAUGUACAUCACAUAGACAUAGUACAUCAGCUAAAGCAAGAGUUGGCCCACAAAUACCUAUUUGUUGCUGAAUGAAUACAAUGGAUAAAGCAAGGCUGUUGUAGCUGACGUUAGGUAGGGAAUAACAAACUCUGCCCUCUUAGCAUUUUCUUAUCUAAAUGACAACUCUCAAGGUACUUACAGAUCUGCUUAACCCAC